Molecule: messenger RNA, 906 nt
Organism: Bursaphelenchus okinawaensis
Lineage: Eukaryota; Metazoa; Nematoda; Chromadorea; Rhabditida; Aphelenchoididae
Source: the annotation of a GenBank genome assembly
AUGGAAGAGAAGCAACGCCAAGCACAAGCCGAAGGUCUACGCACCAUCGCCUUCUUCGGCGUCUGCCUCAGCACGAUGGCCACGUUGGCCUGCGUCAUUGCCGUGCCAAUGGUUUACAACCACGUACAGCACGUGCAGUCCGUCAUGCAGAGCGAGAUCGACUUUUGCAAAAUGAGGUCGGGCAACAUCUUCAGGGAAGUCACUCGAACUCAGGUCCUCUCCAACGUCCACCCACGUAAGGCCCGUCAAGCCGGCUACGACUCGGCCGUCUCUGCCGGCCCAGUCUCAGCUCCAGCCCCAGCCCCGUCGGGAGGCUGCUGUGGUUGCGGCGUCUCUCCAGCUGGCCCACCAGGCCCACCUGGACCAGACGGAAACCCAGGACAAGACGGAAACUCCGGUGCUCCAGGCAAAGACGGUCAACCAGGUGCUCCACCUCCACCAGCCCCACGUUACGAGCCUUGCUUCGACUGCCCAGCUGGUCCAGCCGGUGCUCCAGGAACUCCAGGACCAAAGGGAUCAAACGGUAACGCUGGUGCUCCAGGACAACCAGGUCAGCCCGCUGCACCAGGACCACAAGGACCACCCGGCCCCGGUGGACCACCAGGACAGCCAGGAAACGACGGUCAACCAGGUGCUCCAGGACAACCAGGCCAGCUCAAGGAGGUUCCAGGCGCUCCAGGCCCAGCCGGACCACCAGGUCCAGCUGGUCCACCAGGAGAAUCCGGUCCAGGAGGCAACGAUGGUCAGCCAGGUCAACCAGGUGGACCAGGUGAAUCAGGUGACGCCGGUAGUGAUGGUACUCCAGGAUCUCCAGGUGGUUCAGGACAAUCUGGUCCCGAUGGUGAAGCUGGUCCAAAGGGCGGUUGUGAACACUGCCCACCUCCUCGUACUGCUCCAGGCUACUAA